Molecule: messenger RNA, 1221 nt
Organism: Dendronephthya gigantea
Lineage: Eukaryota; Metazoa; Cnidaria; Anthozoa; Malacalcyonacea; Nephtheidae
Product: cholesterol 24-hydroxylase-like
Exons: 2
Coding region: 112-1221 (369 amino acids)
Biological process (GO): cholesterol catabolic process
Molecular function (GO): heme binding; iron ion binding; cholesterol 24-hydroxylase activity
Source: RefSeq, a predicted model, not a curated record
UUGUAUUAUGUUCACAAAAUCAACGAUCAUUUGCCAGGGCCACCACGUUCGAGUUUCAUCUUUGGUCAUCUUCUUGAUAUUGAGAGAUACAAAACCUCAACAGGCAGAACAAUGAGCGAAUUUCUGCUGAAAAUACGACUUGAAUACGGACCGAUAUUUGUCUUACAUUUUCUACAUUUGCCUUUCGUGUUCUUGGCGGAUGCGACGUAUUUGCGACAUGUUUUCAUCGACAAUUACAAGAGCCUGCAUAGAAGUCCCUUCCUUUACAGUAAAGCUGGUUUUGUUUAUGGCGAGAGAGGAGCUGGUUGUGGCUUAUUGACCAGCACAAACGAAGAAUUCUGGCGCAAACAUCGGCAAAUUAUGAAUCCCGCAUUUUAUCGUAAGAGCCUUAAAGAAUUUGUCAGUAAUUUCAAUUAUGUCUCUGAUCUGUUUUCAACACGGAUGGAUACAAUUGUCGAUGGUGGCCAGCCGACCAGUAUGGUACAAGAAUUUGGCAAAGUAACUCUGGAAGUUAUAAGUCAAGUGUCAUUCAGUAUUAAUACCCAUGCUCUUGAGGACACAAAUUCCCCCUUUUCAGCAGCAGUAAAGGAUUACCUCAGUGGCGUGCAAGACAAUCUCGACAACCCUUUCAGCCCCACUCUUCUGGGAAUAUUCCAGUUCAAGCUUUUCCAGAAUGCCACCAAAAGAAAGCAAAUUGCUGCAGCUCGAUUUCUCAGAAUGUUUGCCUCGGAUUGUAUCAAAACUCGAAUAAAAGACAUUGGUGAUGGGAAAGCUGUUCCAGAUGACUUGUUAAGCAUUUUAAUAAAAGAUGGCAGUUUGUCAAUGGAUGAUAUAAUUGACGAAUUUGUAACCAUUUUUCUCGCUGGACAAGAGACAACUGCUAAUUCAUUGUCUUUUACCUUGUAUGAAAUCAUCAAUAAUCCCCAUGUUGAGGAGAAACUUUUGAACGAGCUGGACACUGUUCUUGCUGGGCGUGAUUAUGUUGAGUUUAGUGAUUUGGCAAAGUUGACAUAUCUUGGGCAGGUUUUGGAGGAAAACUUGAGAAAACACCCUGUAACGGCACAAGUACCAGGAAUGGUGUCGACAGAAGACAUCACCAUUGGUGGUUAUAUUGUUCCAAAAGGGGAUUUUAUUCACACAAGUCAGACUGACAGAAUGUUGGAAAGACUGACAAUUACUCCACGAGACGGUGUGAUGUGUGAAGUCAGCAGACGUGAAUAA